CCUACAACCUUCAAAGGAAGAGGGCAGCGGAGGGAGGCGGCCAGUGCGGAGAGGGCAAGAAGCAGAUGAGCGCCGCCGAGUCUUCAUUGAACAAAGCUCAAGGCGUGAAGCGCAAGUUCCCCCUCGCCAACCAGCAGGCCCUGGACAAACUCUUCUCCUCUCAGCCCUCGAGUAAGAGGAGCCCUGCCAAGCUCUCCAAACCCCUCCCGUUCAGUAUUGCAACCCUCAAGCAGAGUCUUAACCUCCUCUCCUACCAGAACAGAUCAAGUGCGCAGGGCCUCAGGCUUGUAAACCGCUUGGCUUCUCACGGUGCCUGGGUCGUUUUAUGCGGCAGAAAGCUCAUGCUGUUGAACCCGUUUCGAGUGGAGGAGGCCUUGCUGUUUAAAAGACUUCUGGAGAAUAAUAUACUGCCAACCGUGAGGCUGCAGACCCCUGUACAGCUGACAGAUGGGGUGCUUGGUGGGCCAGAGUACAUGGAUGUUCUCCUGAACAUGGAGAAAGACAGUGCCUGCUUCAAUGGAGACAUCUACUUUACUGAUCCUAGGCUUGUGGCAAAUGGUUUUGAGAUUAAGAUGAUUCCAGGUAAUGCUCAAAGACUUUGAAAUGAAUUUGUAAUAUUUCAUUUUUUAAAAAGCAUAGUU
This is a messenger RNA of Sinocyclocheilus grahami, 641 nucleotides long. Its product is annotated as PMS1 protein homolog 1-like. The transcript is spliced from 2 exons. The record is from RefSeq and is a predicted model, not a curated record. NCBI's taxonomy places the organism in Eukaryota, Metazoa, Chordata, Actinopteri, Cypriniformes, Cyprinidae. Bases 66 to 602 code for a protein of 178 amino acids.